UAUUUAAAUAAAAUUUCCAGCAGUAUGGUUGCAUUACUGCUAAGCAGUGUAGCGCAAUGAUAAGAUUUCGGAUAUUUUAAGUUUUUAAGGUAGAUUUUAAGAUAAGGCGUGUAUUUUUAUUUAUUAACCGAAUGAACAUACAACAUCGUUUAGUACAUUAACUACAAAUUACAUAAGGAACACCAUGCAUGACUGGUUCAAGGUGUCCCUUUUACUGUGUAUCUUUGGGUUUCUCAAAGAGCUAAGACCCUCAGAACCCUUUAUUUACGAGUUUUUAAUUGAUCAGAGAUGGCGAAACUUAACCGAAGAACAAGUGAACCAAGAAGUGUACCCUGUGGGAACGUACAGUUAUCUGGCACAUCUGAUUGUGAUCUUCCUAAUAACAGAUUUGUGCAGAUACAAGCCACUGAUCGUACUAUUGGGGGCUAGCGGUAUCGUGAUAUGGGGCAUGCUGCUAUGGACGGAAACUCUGCUUGAGUUGCAAAUUUUGGAGAUAUUCUAUGGUACGUUCUGUGCUACUGAGGUAGCUUAUUAUACCUACAUCUACGCCAAAGUCGAUACAGAGUACUUCCAACAAGUUAGUGGUCACACCAGAGCUGCCAUUUUGGCAGGACGCGCCGUCUCCGGAAUAAUCGCCCAGCUCCUGAUAUCCUUCCACGCAAUGAACUACAGGGAUCUGAAUUAUAUAACAUUUGCAGCAAUGAUCGCAGCAACGAUAUGGAGUUUAUUCUUACCCUCCGUCAAAAAAAGCAUCUACUUCCACCGGGAGGAGAUACUCUCCCUACCGUUCUGCAUGAAGGUCCGACACGCCUUUGUACUUAUGGGCAAUCAUUUCAUCAACUCGUUCUCAAACUUAUAUGUCCUGAAAUGGUCAUUGUGGUUCGCCUUGUCCACCUGCGGGUAUAUCCAAGCACAGACGUACAUGCAACCGUUGUGGACAGCCAUAGUGAACGAUCCGGAGAAAUCGAUUUAUAACGGCGCAGUAGAGGCGCUUUUAACCGUCCUCGGAUUUCUGGGUGCUCUUCUAGCGGGCAUCUUGAACGCAGACUGGAAGACGAAAGGUGAACUGACUCUGACUCUAUGCUCUCUCUUGCAGGGCUUCUUUUUAUUGUAUUCCGCCAGGACGGAGUAUAUAUUAUUAAGCUACAUUUUUUACAUUGUUUUCGGUGCAUUGUACCAUUUCAUGGUAACCAUAGCUAGUAGCGAAAUCGCGAAGAACAUCAAAGACGAGAGUUACGGUUUAGUUUUCGGUAUUAAUACAUUUGUAGCGGUCGUUUUCCAGUCCAUCUUGACUACCAUUGUAGUGAGGGGAGGGAUAGGGUUCGCGUUGAAUCCUAGGGAUCAGUAUUUCGUUUACGGCUGCUUCCACAUCGUGGUGGCCGUUUUGUAUAUUAUUAUAGGGUUGAUAACGUGGCUCGCCAAUUACAGGUACUAUAGGAGGGCUAGCAUGAUAAUAACUUCAUGAUGACGUACUAAGUAUGGCCGAGGGCUGUGAGGGUGCGGCAAUAUUAGUCUUGGGGCCUCGUUAUUUCAAGGCCGUUGUUAUUUUGUUCGCUUUGUUUUUAAAAUGUUUAUGACAAAUGUUUCAAUAGUCAAGUAAGUAAAUGGGUACAAAUUUCUACCGAUUUGAGUGAAAUUAGUUUUCAUUUUAAAUGUCGGUUUUUAAUAUUCAAAACAGUUUUAAAUGUAUCUGUAUGAAAUUGAAAAUGAAAAUUAAUCACUAAAAAUGAACAAAAUUUCAGUCUCACGAUAAUAUAUAGUUUAGUACGAUAGGAACUGAUAUUGGAAUUUCAGUUUUUAGUAUUAGGUUUUUUUUCAAAAAUCGGGCGUACCUCGAAUUUUAUGGGCUUAAAAUUAAGUAAAAAAU
This is a messenger RNA of Anoplophora glabripennis (Asian longhorned beetle), 1867 nucleotides long. RefSeq names its product thiamine transporter 1-like. Gene Ontology annotation, cellular component: plasma membrane. The record is from RefSeq and is a predicted model, not a curated record. The coding region runs from base 185 to 1465 and encodes 426 amino acids. Lineage: Eukaryota; Metazoa; Arthropoda; Insecta; Coleoptera; Cerambycidae. Gene Ontology annotation, molecular function: vitamin transmembrane transporter activity. The transcript is spliced from 3 exons. Gene Ontology annotation, biological process: vitamin transport; transmembrane transport.